UAUAAAGCAGGUGCCGAAUCUUGCGCAUGACAGUUUCAGGUGAUUCCUCCCGCCGGUCAAAGCCUUCUGCUUGAAUUCUUUACCCUGUCCGUUACACUAGACACAACAUAUCAAGAUGCGUGAAAUCGUACAUCUUCAGGCUGGACAGUGCGGCAACCAGAUCGGUGCCAAGUUCUGGGAGGUGAUUUCUGAUGAGCAUGGCAUUGACCCCACCGGCACAUACCAUGGUGACAGCGACCUCCAGUUGGAGAGAAUCAACGUCUACUACAAUGAGGCCACCGGAGGAAAAUAUGUCCCCCGUGCCGUUCUCGUAGACUUGGAGCCUGGCACCAUGGACAGUGUGCGCUCAGGUCCCUUCGGUCAGAUCUUCAGGCCAGACAACUUUGUGUUUGGACAAUCCGGUGCCGGAAACAACUGGGCCAAGGGUCACUACACAGAGGGAGCUGAGCUGGUGGAUUCAGUGCUUGAUGUAGUCAGAAAGGAAGCAGAGGGCUGUGAUUGUCUCCAGGGAUUCCAACUUACCCACUCCCUUGGAGGUGGCACUGGCUCAGGAAUGGGAACCCUUCUCAUCAGCAAAAUCCGUGAGGAGUACCCCGACAGAAUCAUGAACACAUUCUCCGUUGUCCCAUCCCCCAAGGUAUCCGACACAGUUGUUGAGCCCUACAACGCCACACUCUCAGUGCAUCAGCUGGUUGAAAACACAGACGAGACCUACUGCAUUGACAACGAAGCCCUCUACGACAUUUGCUUCCGUACCCUGAAGCUCACCACCCCCACAUACGGUGACCUGAACCAUCUGGUCAGCGCCACCAUGUCUGGAGUGACCACCUGUCUCCGAUUCCCUGGUCAGUUGAACGCUGACUUGAGGAAACUGGCUGUCAACAUGGUGCCCUUCCCCCGUCUUCACUUCUUCAUGCCAGGCUUUGCUCCCCUCACUUCCCGUGGCAGCCAACAGUACAGAGCUUUGACCGUCCCUGAACUCACCCAGCAGAUGUUCGAUGCCAAGAACAUGAUGGCUGCUUGCGACCCACGUCACGGCCGUUACCUGACGGUGGCCGCCAUGUUCCGUGGCCGCAUGUCCAUGAAGGAGGUGGAUGAGCAGAUGCUCAAUGUGCAGAACAAGAACUCCUCCUACUUCGUGGAAUGGAUCCCCAACAACGUGAAGACCGCCGUCUGUGACAUUCCUCCACGUGGUCUCAAGAUGAGCUCUACCUUCAUCGGAAACAGCACUGCCAUCCAGGAGCUGUUCAAGCGUGUGAGUGAGCAGUUCACUGCUAUGUUCAGGCGCAAGGCUUUCUUGCAUUGGUACACUGGCGAGGGCAUGGAUGAGAUGGAGUUCACUGAGGCUGAGUCCAACAUGAACGAUCUGGUGUCUGAGUACCAGCAGUACCAGGACGCCACCGCUGAGGAGGAGGGAGAGUUCGACGAGGAGGAGGAGGAUGGAGAGAUGGCUUAAAAGCUUCCUUUACCUCACCCACCUGAAAGAUCAAAGCAUUGAUGUUAUUGACGCAAUCAAAAUUUUCUUAAACUUUUUUGGUUUUUGUUACCUUUGGUAUUUUGAGUUCUGUUACCAAAGUCCCAAUUGAACCCUGUUCUACGCAUGAGUUCAAAACGCUUUAUUGCCAAUAUUUGGACAGAGAAGCUGUACUUCUGCAUUCCAUUGUUGUAAAUUUUUAUUCAAAAUUGUUAUCAGGUAUUAAGACCCAAGUGUUUUUGUUCAUUUUUAGCAAUAAAGCUGAUUUUAGAUAACAAAAUGAA
Messenger RNA from Aplysia californica (California sea hare), 1758 nucleotides. RefSeq names its product tubulin beta-4B chain. Gene Ontology annotation, molecular function: structural constituent of cytoskeleton; GTPase activity; GTP binding. Gene Ontology annotation, cellular component: microtubule; cytoplasm. Gene Ontology annotation, biological process: microtubule cytoskeleton organization; mitotic cell cycle. The coding region runs from base 116 to 1456 and encodes 446 amino acids. The transcript is spliced from 7 exons. The record is from RefSeq and is a predicted model, not a curated record. NCBI's taxonomy places the organism in Eukaryota, Metazoa, Mollusca, Gastropoda, Aplysiida, Aplysiidae.